Messenger RNA from Helianthus annuus (common sunflower), 545 nucleotides. RefSeq names its product mitochondrial pyruvate carrier 4. Gene Ontology annotation, biological process: pyruvate import into mitochondria. NCBI's taxonomy places the organism in Eukaryota, Viridiplantae, Streptophyta, Magnoliopsida, Asterales, Asteraceae. The transcript is spliced from 5 exons. The coding region runs from base 101 to 427 and encodes 108 amino acids. Gene Ontology annotation, cellular component: mitochondrial inner membrane. The record is from RefSeq and is a predicted model, not a curated record.
UCAGAACAUCUACCUAUUUAUAAAGAAAAGAAAGGCUCACCUACCAUUAGUGUUAAUCAAACUCUUUUAAAGAUUCUAUAGGGAGAAACUAAGGUUUUCAAUGGCGACGUCGAAGCUGCAGGCUCUCUGGAAUCACCCUGCUGGCCCCAAAACCAUUCAUUUCUGGGCUCCAACUUUUAAGUGGGGAAUCAGCAUAGCUAACAUUGCAGAUUUUGCCAAGCCACCUGAGAAACUUUCAUACCCUCAACAAUUUGCUGUCACAGCCACCGGAAUAAUCUGGUCUCGUUACAGCAUGGUGAUUACCCCGAAAAAUUGGAACCUUUUUAGUGUAAAUCUCGCGAUGGCUGGAACAGGAUUGUAUCAACUCUCGCGCAAAAUUCGGCACGACUAUUUUAACGAAGAGGAAACAGCUGCUCUAAAGGAAUGACGAUAAAAACAAUUUGGUCAUUUUAAGUUUGUUUUCUGAAGAAUGUUGGAACUUGAUGCUUGUUUGAAAAUAAUGUCAUAUGUUGUUUUAUUCUAUGCAUUUACUGUUUUCAUUUCAA